This is a messenger RNA of Ochotona curzoniae (black-lipped pika), 1602 nucleotides long. It is a transcript of the gene GLP2R, whose product is annotated as glucagon like peptide 2 receptor. NCBI's taxonomy places the organism in Eukaryota, Metazoa, Chordata, Mammalia, Lagomorpha, Ochotonidae. The coding region runs from base 1 to 1602 and encodes 533 amino acids. Gene Ontology annotation, cellular component: plasma membrane. The transcript is spliced from 13 exons. The record is from RefSeq and is a predicted model, not a curated record. Gene Ontology annotation, biological process: cell surface receptor signaling pathway; adenylate cyclase-modulating G protein-coupled receptor signaling pathway. Gene Ontology annotation, molecular function: peptide hormone binding; glucagon receptor activity.
AUGAGGCCUUUGGCGGUGGGCAGGGCACGGGCCCUGCCCUUAGGGGCGCCUGCCUGCCAGGACACCCGGCCUCUCCCCUCCUACUGGGCCCCUGGGAGCCGCUUCCUUCUGCUGGCGUUGCUGGUUUCCAUUGAACAAAUCUCGGGAUCGCUUCUUGAGGAGACCACUCGGAAGUGGGUGCAGUACAGAGAGAAGUGUCUAACAGACUUACUCAAGGCACCUACUGGUGUUUUCUGCAAUGGGACAUUUGAUCAGUUUGUGUGUUGGCCUCAUUCUGCUCCCGGAAAUGUCUCUGUUCCCUGCCCUUCAUAUUUACCCUGGUGGAGUGAAGAGAGCACAAGAAGGGCCUACAGACGCUGCUCAGCUCAAGGCACUUGGCUGAAGCGAGAGAAUGGCACAGGUAUCUGGCAGGAUGACUCAGAGUGCUCCGAGGACCACAAAGCCAAGCAAGACGAGGAUCACUGGAAUUUGCUGUUCAUCUUGAGGCAGAUCUAUACCGUGGGAUACUCCCUGUCUCUCAUCUCCCUCUUCCUGGCGCUCACCCUCUUCCUGGUAUUUAGAAAACUCCACUGCACACGCAACUACAUUCACAUGAACCUGUUUGCUUCCUUCAUCCUGAGAGCCAUGGCUGUUCUGGUGAGGGACAUCGUCAUCCACAGACUUCAUUCCAAGAAGCCCGACACAGAGGAUGGUUGGAUGUCCUAUAUGUCAGAGAUGUCUACCUCCUGCCGCUCCGUCCAGGUCCUCCUGCACUACUUCGUGGGUGCCAAUCAGCUGUGGCUGCUGGUGGAAGGUCUUUACCUUCACGGACUGCUGGAGCCCACUGUGCUUUCUGAGAGGCGGCUGUGGCCUCGAUACCUGUUGGUGGGUUGGGUUUUACCGGUGCUGUUUGUGAUUCCUUGGGGCUUUGCACGUGCAUACCUGGAGAACACAAGUUGCUGGGCAGACAAUGAGAAUAAGAAAAUCUGGUGGAUCAUCCGAGGACCCCUGCUGCUGUGUGUAGCGGUCAACUUCUUCAUCUUCCUGAAAAUUCUCAAGCUUCUCAUUUCUAAGCUCAAAGCCCAUCAGAUGUGUUUCAGAGAUUAUAAAUACAGAUUGGCAAAAUCAACGCUGGUCCUGAUUCCUUUGUUGGGUGUCCAUGAGGUAAUCUUCUCUUUCAUCACUGAUGAUCAAGUUGAAAGAUCUUCCAAGCGGAUACGCCUCUUCUUUCAGUUGCCAUUGAGCUCCUUCCAGGGAUUCCUGGUGGCCCUGCAGUACUGUUUCUUCAAUGGAGAGGUGAAGGCUGAGCUACGGAGGCACUGGUUCCGCUUCCUGCUGGCCCGUCACUCCGGCUGCAGAGCCUGCGUCCUGGGGAAGAACUUCCACUUCCUGGGGAAAUGUCCCCAGAAGCUCUCAGAGGGAGACGGUGCUGACACGCUUCAGACGUUGCAGUCCUCACCUGACAACUUGCACUCGGCCAUGCGGGGUCCGGGGACACCAGCUGCCAGGCCCCAUCGGGGCCAUACUCCCUGGCCCCGGGCCAGCAGCCUGUCGGAGAGCAGCGAGGGGGACUUCACCCUGGCUAACACCAUGGAGGAGAUUCUGGAAGAGAGUGAGAUCUAG